Protomyces lactucae-debilis is the source of this 522-nucleotide messenger RNA. RefSeq names its product RF-1 domain-containing protein. The coding region runs from base 1 to 522 and encodes 173 amino acids. The record is from RefSeq and is a predicted model, not a curated record. The transcript is spliced from 2 exons. NCBI's taxonomy places the organism in Eukaryota, Fungi, Ascomycota, Taphrinomycetes, Taphrinales, Protomycetaceae. Gene Ontology annotation, biological process: translational termination. Gene Ontology annotation, cellular component: mitochondrion. Gene Ontology annotation, molecular function: translation release factor activity.
AUGCUUUCUUAUGCUCUCAUACGUUGCUGUGGUGGCCUAGUCAGCCAACGUUCUCUGCUCUCUGCUCGAUAUUGUAUACCUAAGCUGUUCUUCUCUGAUGUCGCUACGGUAAUUUCAAGCUCUCCAGAGGUUGUCAAGAAGGCUUCGUCAAAGAAGAAGAAGCAAAAGACAUACCCUGCUUUACCUGAGAUAUCAGAAGACGACAUUGAAGAGAAGUUCGUCCGCGGGACGGGACCUGGUGGUCAGAAGAUCAACAAAACCUCGAUUGUGGCGCAAUUGAAGCAUCUUCCUUCCGGCAUUCAAGUUUCUUGCCAAGAGACACGAUCGCUGCAGCAGAACCGGAGUAUUGCUCGCAAGCGGUUACGAGAGAAGGUGGAUGCACAUAUCAACGGAGACGAAUCUCGCGUCAUGGCCAAAGUCAGAGAAAGUGUGCGAAAGAAGCGCAGUGCAGACAAGAAGAAGAGCAAAAAGUACAGAAACCUUGAGCUGGCUAAAGCUGCUAGUGCUCAAGAGGAUGCAUGA